AUGGCCUCUUCAGACCACCAAGAAAGCGAUGAAGAGUCCGGCCCAGGAGGCAACCUCUUCGCCGAGCCAGAGGACUACUACCCGCCCUCGCCCAAACCAACCAAGCAGACCUUCACCACCCGCGACGGCGACGUCGUCGACCUGCACCUGGUCGGCUACUCGCCCACCGAGGCGCACCACCUGUGGAACGGCUCCCGCGUCGCGGCGCAGUACUUCGAGGCCGACCCGGCGGGGACCGUCCGCGACAGGACGGUGCUGGAGCUGGGCGCGGGCGCCGGGCUCCCCUCGCUGGUGGCCGCGGCGCUGGGCGCGCGCCGCGUCGUCAUGACCGACUUCCCGGACGCGGACAUCAUCGCGACGAUGGAGAAGAACAUCGACGUCUGCAGCAUCAUCCCCGCCGCGGGCGGCGUCGCGGUGGACAAGGACGGCAAGGCGCUGACCAAGGCGGACGUCAUCGUGGCCAAGGGCUUCGUCUGGGGCUUCGACCCGCUGCCGCUGCUGGCGGAGCUGCCGGCCUCGCAUCCGAAGUUUGACGUGCUCGUCCUCGCGGACCUGCUGUUCCGCCACUCGGAGCACGGCAAGCUGCUCGACACGAUCCGCGACACGAUGGCGCGGGACGCGGGCGCCAGGGCGUAUGUGUUCUUCACCAGCUACCGGCCGUGGCUCGCGCACAAGGACAUGGCGUUCUUCGACCUCGCGCGCGAGCGCGGCUUCGUCGUGGACAAGGUGCUGGAGCGCAAGAUGGAGCGCCCGCUGUUCGAGGAUGACCCUGGGGACGAGGAGGUGCGCAAGACUUGUACGGGGUGGGUUGUGCGGUGGCCUCGCGAGGGGGAGGGCAACGGGGAGGCCGAGACCGUAGCGUGA
This is a messenger RNA of Diaporthe amygdali, 864 nucleotides long. RefSeq names its product nicotinamide n-methyltransferase. Gene Ontology annotation, biological process: peptidyl-lysine dimethylation. Gene Ontology annotation, molecular function: protein-lysine N-methyltransferase activity. The record is from RefSeq and is a predicted model, not a curated record. Bases 1 to 864 code for a protein of 287 amino acids. Lineage: Eukaryota; Fungi; Ascomycota; Sordariomycetes; Diaporthales; Diaporthaceae. The transcript has a single exon.